AGCCCCUCGGCCAGCGGCAGAUGAAGGAGCCGCGGCGGUGUGUGCGAGGGGAGGGCGGCGGGGAGCCGGCUCUCCUUGCCGGCCGGGAACGCGGCCGAGCCUCCCCGCUCCGCGCGGGCUCUCGCGGCGCCCGGCCCCGGGCGGCCCCCGGUGCGCAGCGGGCGGCGGAGGGCGGGGGGCGGCGGCCGGACCCUGCGCGGCCCAGGGGCGCUGGCCCCCGCCCCGGCCGGCAGGGGAGAGCGCCCGCCGGGCACGGCUCCGCCCCGCCCGGGGCACAGCGGGCGUGUGGCCGCCGCCCCUCACGGCCCCGCCGCUUCCCCCGUCGCCGUCCGGGGCUGCGGAUCCUCGCUCCGGCCCGGCCCUGCCCUGCCCGCGGCGGGCUCCCAACUUUCCUCGGCGUGGCACGAAAUGUGCCGGGGCGCCGCCGAGCCUCUUUGACGUCUUGAUCCUCUCCGAGAACUUAACAGGAUCGCAAAGCCCUUGGAGCGGCUUUUCCCGGUGAGCCGGGCUUAGGCGCUGGGGCUGGGCCGUAAUCCGCCCGCGCCGCGCGGAGGGGCGGCUCGGCGGGCCCUGCCCUCCCCGGCGGGCCCUGCCCUGCCCCGCCGCCCCCGCCGGGCCGCGGGGCUGCGCUGCCGCCGCUCCCGGCGCCGGCGGAGCGCGUCCGGGCCGGCCGAGGGCAGCGCUGCCCGCAGUGCCGGGACCCGCACCCAGGCAGCCGGACCGACGGACGGACGGACGGAGCGGCAGAGUUCGGAUGCUGCGGAGGAGAGCGUGGCAGCUGUCAUUUAGAUGUUGAUAUGUAAAGCAAAAUGGCAAAAAUCAACACCCAGCACUCCUACCCUGGUAUGCACAGCCUGUCUGUCAGAACUGCUGAUGAAGAGAUCGAAAGGAUUGAAAAUGGCUAUGUCAGAACCCAUUCACUGCUCGAGGAUGCAUCUUCAGAAUUGCAGGGAGUCAUUUCUGUGGAGGGAGGACACGUGCCUGAAUCCCAGGCCAGCUCCUUCACUGGCAGGGGAGCAAUGGCAAGGCUGUCACGAUUUAUCUUGUCUGUGAGGUCGUGGGCCACAAGACACUCACACCAUGAAGACCAAAGGCCUGAUUCCUUCUUGGAACGUAUCAGAGGGCCGGAGCUCGUAGAGGUGUCCACCAGGCAAAGCAACAUCCGCUCCUUCCUGGGUGCCCGCGAGCGGCCCGGGGGAGCACACAGUCACUGGCCCUUGGCCAGGUUCAAUGUCAACUUUAGCAACAACACCAAUGAAGACAAAAAGGAAGAAAAGAAAGAGGUUAAAGAGGAGAAAAAAGAGGAAAAGAAAGAGGAAAAGAAAGAGGAAAAGAAAGAGGAAAAGAAAGAUGACAAAAAAGAUGACAAAAAAGAUGAUAAAAAAAAGGAAGAGCAGAAAAAGGAGGUCUUUGUGAUAGAUCCUUCAAGCAAUCUGUACUACAACUGGCUGACCGUAAUUGCAGCGCCCGUGUUCUAUAACUGGUGUAUGCUAGUGUGCAGAGCCUGCUUUGAUGAGCUACAAAUGGACCAUGUUAAAAUGUGGCUGUUCUUGGAUUAUCUGUCUGAUAUUAUCUAUGUUAUUGACAUGUUUGUCAGGUUCAGAACAGGCUUUCUUGAACAAGGCUUGCUAGUUAAGGAUGAGAAGAAAUUACGAGAACAUUAUACCAAAACUAUGCAGUUCAAACUGGACGUGCUGUCUCUUGUGCCAACGGACCUGGCAUAUUUUAAGCUUGGUUUGAACUACCCCGAGCUCCGAUUUAACCGCUUGCUGAGGAUCGCUCGGCUCUUUGAGUUUUUUGACCGUACCGAGACCAGGACAAAUUACCCAAACAUGUUCCGUAUUGGCAAUCUUGUAUUAUACAUUCUCAUCAUCAUCCACUGGAAUGCGUGCAUCUACUUUGCGAUCUCGAAGGUGAUCGGGUUUGGAACUGACACCUGGGUGUAUCCCAACGUGUCCGUUCCGGAGUACGCGCGCCUGUCCAGGAAGUACAUCUACAGUCUGUACUGGUCGACGCUCACGCUGACAACCAUCGGAGAAACGCCGCCCCCGGUGAAGGACGAGGAGUAUCUCUUCGUGGUCAUCGACUUCCUGGUGGGCGUGCUCAUCUUUGCUACCAUUGUCGGUAACGUCGGCUCCAUGAUUUCCAACAUGAAUGCUUCCAGGGCAGAGUUCCAGGCCAAAGUGGAUUCCAUUAAACAGUACAUGCAAUUCCGAAAAGUGACCAAGGAUUUGGAAGCCAGGGUUAUUAAGUGGUUUGAUUACCUCUGGACCAACAAGAAAACAGUGGAUGAGAAGGAAGUUCUCAAAAAUCUGCCUGACAAGUUGAAGGCUGAAAUUGCCAUCAAUGUCCAUUUGGACACACUGAGGAAAGUGCGUAUAUUCCAGGAUUGUGAAGCUGGACUUCUCAUUGAGCUGGUGCUGAAACUGAAACCUACGGUCUUCAGUCCUGGUGACUACAUUUGCAAAAAAGGAGAUAUUGGAAGAGAAAUGUACAUUAUUAAAGAGGGAAAAUUGGCCGUGGUGGCAGAUGAUGGCAUAACCCAAUUUGUAGUCCUAAGCGAUGGCAGCUACUUUGGUGAAAUCAGCAUCCUAAACAUCAAAGGCAGCAAAUCUGGCAACAGGAGGACAGCCAACAUUAGAAGUAUUGGUUAUUCUGAUUUGUUCUGCUUGUCUAAGGAUGAUUUAAUGGAAGCCCUCACAGAAUAUCCAGAAGCCAAAAAGGCUCUGGAAGAGAAAGGACGUCAAAUUCUGAUGAAAGACAAUUUAAUAGAUGAGGAGGCAGCAAAAGCAGGAGCUGACCCAAAAGACUUGGAAGAAAAAAUAGGGCGACUUGAAGUAGCUCUGGAUACGCUGCAGACUAGGUUUGCGAGGCUCUUGGCAGAAUACAGCGCAUCUCAACAAAAGGUGAAACAGAGACUUGCCAGAGUAGAAACCCGAGUGAAAAAAUAUGGUAGUGGCAGCUUAUCAGUUGGAGAAGCAGAAGCUGAAAAACCUGAGGAGAAAAAGCAGUAAUGGAGUAUUUAUAUUUCCUCAUUUAUUGGAGAAAGUUGAAGCACUGAAAGCCAUAAAUGUAUGUAAAUAUGUGUGUGCAUACAUAGACCUAAUUAUUUUUCUAUGAACUCAAGAGAAUGAUUUUAAGCAUUUUUAACUGAAGCAGUAUUUUCUUGUAAAUAGAACACUGUCACCUUCUUCUUGGGGAGAGAUUUGGUCUAGCACUUGGUACUUUUUUGUACUGAGAGUGGGUUUCUUACAAGUCAUGCUCAGAAUGUCUCUUGUGUUUGGUACCUGUAGGUCUUGACACAUUGUCUCUUCCUGUGCAUCGUGUGUUAAGAAGGCAUUGUACUUGAAAGUAGAAGGGAUUAAUAUUUUUCCUUUUUGAGAGCUUAAAAAAUAUUUAUAGGGUACCCUGCUCUAACUUGCUACUUUAGUAGCUGAUUAAAUGCAUGGAUAGA
Messenger RNA from Prinia subflava (tawny-flanked prinia), 3454 nucleotides. It is a transcript of the gene CNGA3, whose product is annotated as cyclic nucleotide gated channel subunit alpha 3. The coding region runs from base 810 to 3014 and encodes 734 amino acids. Gene Ontology annotation, biological process: potassium ion transport; monoatomic cation transmembrane transport. The record is from RefSeq and is a predicted model, not a curated record. Gene Ontology annotation, molecular function: protein-containing complex binding; cGMP binding; intracellularly cGMP-activated cation channel activity. Lineage: Eukaryota; Metazoa; Chordata; Aves; Passeriformes; Cisticolidae. The transcript has 9 exons. Gene Ontology annotation, cellular component: intracellular cyclic nucleotide activated cation channel complex; plasma membrane.